Messenger RNA from Cygnus olor (mute swan), 2821 nucleotides. Its product is annotated as cystathionine beta-synthase-like. NCBI's taxonomy places the organism in Eukaryota, Metazoa, Chordata, Aves, Anseriformes, Anatidae. The coding region runs from base 478 to 2076 and encodes 532 amino acids. The transcript has 16 exons. Gene Ontology annotation, molecular function: cysteine synthase activity; cystathionine beta-synthase activity. The record is from RefSeq and is a predicted model, not a curated record. Gene Ontology annotation, cellular component: cytoplasm.
UUCCACACGAGGUGGCACAAUGUCUGCCUGCCCCACCAGGAGGUGACAGGCCUGCUUUGGGCCUUGGGUCAUAUCUGACUGACCAUGUGGACUCUCAAGUGCUCCAAAGUGCUCAUUGUCUGAGGCACAGGGGCACACCUAGGGUAUGAAGCUGGGCCCUCGCUACUGCCAGGCCCCAUAGUUUGUUUUUACUGUCAGUGUCACCAUGCCUGGUGCUGUUUUUCAUGCUGGGGUGGCUUGGCCAGGUAACACCACACAUUUAUUAACCUCUAUCUUCAGGGAAGUUCUAGCACCUUUGGUUGAAAUGUUAUAUUUCUGUGUUUCAGGGACACCCCAACAAAAAGUGAACCCCAGCCCCAUCCUCCUGGCUGGUGGAGAAGCAGCUGGGAAAGCACAGUUCUGACCUCAAAUAAUCCCGCUGGGAUACUUCGAAGAAGUGGUUGCAAUCGGGUGAAGCAAGCAAGCACGCACAGGAGGAUGGCAGAAAUGGAGAUGACCAAGGCCUGCCUGCUCAUGAACGGCAGCUGUAUGGGAAGUCAGGAAAGCAAAGCUGACAGCUCAUGGAUUCUUCCCAACUUGCCCAGUAAGUGCACGUGGACAGCUGCAAUGCCUGCCAACAAGUCUCCACACUCCUGUAUACCCUUGUCAGAAGAAACAAAGAUCUUGCCCAACAUCCUGAAGAAAAUUGGCUGCACCCCAAUGGUCCGAGUCAACAAGAUUGGGAAGUCCUAUGGGCUCAAGUGUGAGCUCUUGGCAAAAUGCGAGUUCUUCAACGCGGGGGGCAGCGUGAAGGACCGCAUCAGCCUGAGGAUGGUGGAAGAUGCGGAGAGAGCGGGGAUUAUAAAGCCGGGAGACACGCUGAUCGAGCCCACUUCGGGGAACACAGGAAUCGGGCUGGCACUGGUAGCUGCAGUGAAAGGUUACCGCUGCAUCGUCGUCUUGCCGGAGAAGAUGAGCAUGGAAAAGGUCGAUAUUCUGAAGGCGCUGGGUGUUGAAAUUGUGAGGACCCCAUGCACCCGCUUCGAUGCCCCGGAGUCCAACAUUCGUGUUGCCUGGAAGCUGAAAAGUGAAAUCCCAAACUCUCACAUUCUGGACCAGUACCGAAAUCCAAGCAACCCCCUGGCUCAUUACGACACCACCGCUGAGGAGAUCCUGGAGCAGUGUGAAGGCAAGGUCCACAUGGUGGUGAUUGGAUCUGGCACAGGAGGCACCGUCACCGGCGUUGCCAGGAAGCUGAAGGAGAAGUGCCCAGAGUGCAAAAUCAUCGGCGUAGACCCCGACGGCUCCAUCGUCGCUCUGCCCAGUGAGUUGAACAGGACGAACAACACAACCAUAGAGGUGGAGGGCAUUGGCCAUGACUUUAUCCCUACUGUCCUGGACAGAUCUGUGGUUGAUCAGUGGUAUAAAUGCAACGACAGAGACUCGUUCAUCAUGUCUCGCAGGCUGAUUAGAGAGGAGGGAUUAUUGUGCGGCGGCAGCUCGGGCAGCGCCAUGUCCGUCGCCGUGCGGGCUGCCAAGGACCUGAAGGAGGGUCAGCGCUGCGUCGUCAUCCUGCCCGACUCUGUCAGGAACUACAUGUCCAAGUUCGUGAAUGAUAAGUGGAUGAUAAAAAACGGAUUCCUAAACGACGUCCAGGAGCGUAAGCCUUGGUGGUGGAACAUCAAGGUGCAGAAACUGAAUCUCUCAGCCCCUCUCAUUCUUCUCCCAGAAGUCAGCUGUCAAAAGGCGAUCGAAAUCCUGCAGGAGAAGGGAUAUGACCAGGCUCCCGUCGUUGCUGAAUCGGGACUGAUUUUGGGAAUGGUGACCCUCAGCAACACCCUUACCUCGGUGCUGGCUGGAAACGCACAGUUCUCAGACCCCGUUACAAAAGUCAUCUACGACCAGUUCUCAAAGAUUGGCCUGGAAGACAGCCUUGGGAAGCUUUCCAGCAUCCUGGAGAAUGACCACUUUGCUAUCGUUGUGCACAAGCAAAUGCAGUUUAAUGGAAAUGGCAGCUCCUUCAUGAAGCAGAUGGUGUUUGGUGUGGUCACUGCGAUGGACCUCCUCACCUUUGUCAGCAGAAACGACAAGAAGUAGGGCAGCAGCUUGGCUGCCCCAAGCCCCAUGCCUCCGGCAGGGUCAGCUCCUGAGCCCGAAACACGUGGCUGAAGACAUUUUGUGGUCUAAUCCAUCUGACAGUUUCUCAAAAUAAGUGAAAAUUGUAAUGUAAUAACCGUGUGUCCGCUAAAUGCCACCCAGAGUAUCACUAAAGAGAAGCUAACCAAAGAAAUGACGUUUGAUAGCCAUAUGUGGUUACAUGGAGCUACCCAGGGCUGAAGAGGUAACGAGGGGGUAGGGAUAGGAUGGGGGUUGUUGUUGCCCAGAUUUUGCCUGGUUUGGGGUUUUGGUGUGUCUGCUGGCAGCAGCACUGAGGCAUCACAGCUGCCAUAAGGAGGAGGAGGAGGUCCCACCACGGCUGGAGCCCACCUCCAACAAGAGAAGCUCGAGCCCUCCUGAGGGCUGGGGACAAGCCACGCCACGCCGCACCCUCCUGCCCCUCGCCACCCCUCGCAGCGGGGACAAAACCCACGCAGGGCUGCGGGAGACCCUGCUGCUCACCCCUAGCUCCUUCUGUGGGGGCAAGGAGGGAGCUUCUUCCUCCCCUCCCCAGCGACAAGGAGGGACAGAGCCUGGAAGAGCGGUGUGGUGGGAUGUGGAACGCCGCUAAGCACAAGGGGGGAAGGGACAUCCAGGGGCUGUGCCGGGCAGGGGAUGGGGGUGGAAAGAGGGGCGAGGUGCUGGGCAGGAGGGGAAUGAGAGAUCCUGGAGCGGCUGCACGCCC